This is a messenger RNA of Peronospora belbahrii, 405 nucleotides long. The record is from the annotation of a GenBank genome assembly. NCBI's taxonomy places the organism in Eukaryota, Oomycota, Peronosporomycetes, Peronosporales, Peronosporaceae.
AUGAUGGAAAACCCCCUGCAUACGUCCACGUUGCCAAAUAAGACUGGCGGGUUGCGCAAGUCGAACUCUACACGCAGUCUUGCUUCCUUAGCUGAUGUUCAGGCGCUGAUUAUUGCUCAAGAUGAGGAAGAGCAGGCACACCAACGGCAAAAAUCACUAGAGAAACCCCCACGUCAUGCCAGUAUUCCUAUGUAUGCGCAAAUUCUACUUAAGUUAUGGCAAUGUGAAUUACAACGUAAUGACGUAAACAUUACGACGGAUUUCUUCUACGAUCUCAAUGGUUCAGAGGAACAAGGUGCGCAACUUGUUGGCCGCAUGCAAGCGCUGGGGUUCAACAUUACCGUGCCGCAGUUUCUAGCAAUGCAUCGAUGCUCUAUCUACUCGGUGUUGUUAGUGGCGCUGUGA